AUGAAAUGAAAGCUGCAAGCCAACCUGACACCAGCGACCAGGAAACACAGAAGGGAUUUUCUCACCAACACAACAACUGAAAUCUCUUUUUGACAACGUAUACGUGAUGGCUUCAAGGAGGAUUGUCCUGCUGGGAAAAACGGGCGCUGGGAAAAGCAGCGUGGCUAACACCAUUUUGGGAGAAGAAUACUUCACCGUGAGCCACUUCUCCCCUUCUGGGACAAAACAAUGUCAAGAAAAAACCAAAUGUGUGGACGGCAGAAGCAUCACUCUGAUAGAAACCCCUGGUUUCUUUGGGACUGAAAGCUCUGAGGACCAGAUGAAGGCCGCCGUGAUCAGCUGUAUCACACAGUGUGCUCCUGGUCCUCAUGUGUUUCUCAUUUUGCUGAAGGUGGAGAGAUUCACCAAGCAGGAGGAAGAGCUCAUCAGAGACAUCUGCCAACACUUCUCUGAAGAGGCUCUGCAGUACUCUUCAGUCGUCUUCACUCAUGGCGACCAGCUCCCAGAGGUGGAGGAGAUUGGUGACUUUGUCUGUAAAAAUGUGGCUCUGAACAACCUGGUGAUGAAAUGCAGAGGCCGAUGUCACGUUGUGGACAAUAAAUACUGGAAAAGAGGGGAAGAGGGCAACUACAGGAGCAACCAGUUCCAAGUGGCAGAGAUACUCAAGACCAUAGAUCAGAUUUUUGAGGCAAACAACGGAGGGUGCUACACCAAUGAGAUGCUGCAAAAUGUGCACAGAGAAAUCCAGAAAGAAGAAAUAAUGAUCAUGAGUUCAUCAGUCAGUUUGUCACAGGAAGAGAUUCGAGGCAGGGCUGAAGUGAAGGUGUCUGACAGGUUGCUGAUCCUGUUUGCAGGUAUUGGAGCAGGUAUGUUGACUGGAGCAUUCCUGGGUGUGCUCGAUCUGCUCACAGCUGAUUCAGAACAGCUUCCAGCUCUGACCUCGACAGCCAGAGGACGACAGUCAAUGGCCAUGGCUGCUGCGCAGGGAUUGAUGAGAGGAGUUAGACCAGGAUGUGAAGCAGCUGAGGAAGCUGGAAGCCCGGGGGAGGCCAUGCUGAAAACCAUCAAGAUGCUCCAGAAACAGCCUCCCUCAGAUUCAAGACGACAGAUUACAAAUGAGCAAGGAAAAACAGAGGAUAAACAAUAG
Molecule: messenger RNA, 1147 nt
Organism: Salarias fasciatus (jewelled blenny)
Lineage: Eukaryota; Metazoa; Chordata; Actinopteri; Blenniiformes; Blenniidae
Product: GTPase IMAP family member 7-like
Exons: 2
Coding region: 107-1147 (346 amino acids)
Molecular function (GO): GTP binding
Source: RefSeq, a predicted model, not a curated record